Messenger RNA from Lachancea mirantina, 1341 nucleotides. The record is from the annotation of a GenBank genome assembly. NCBI's taxonomy places the organism in Eukaryota, Fungi, Ascomycota, Saccharomycetes, Saccharomycetales, Saccharomycetaceae.
AUGGUUAAGAACGUUCUUCUUCUAGGGUCUGGCUUUGUCGCACAGCCUGUGGUGGACACUUUGGCAUCCGAUCCAGAAAUCAAUGUUACAGUUGCAUGCAGAACCUUGGCCAAAGCGAAGGAAUUGGCUUCUAGCGCCAAGGCGGGUGCGAUUUCUUUGGAUGUGACAGACGACAAGGCUCUUGAUGCUGAAUUGGCAAAGAACGAUUUGGUCAUUUCUUUAAUUCCUUACAUUUAUCACGCUAAUGUCGUGAAAAGCGCAAUAAGAUUGAAGAAAGACGUCGUCACUACUUCGUACAUUUCCCCAGCUUUGAAGGCGUUGGAACCAGAAAUCAAGAAGGCUGGAAUCACUGUGAUGAACGAAAUUGGGCUGGAUCCUGGUAUUGAUCAUCUAUACGCUGUAAAGACAAUCGACGAAGUUCAUAGAGCCGGCGGUAAAAUCAAGUCUUUCUUGUCAUACUGUGGUGGCCUUCCUGCUCCAGAAGACUCCGACAACCCUCUAGGUUAUAAGUUCUCUUGGUCCUCGAGGGGUGUUCUCCUUGCCUUGAGAAACUCUGCCAAGUUGUGGAGAAACGGCAAGAUCGAAGAAGUUUCUUCGGAAGACCUCAUGGCUACCGCCAAGCCUUACUUCAUCCUCCCGGGUUAUGCUCUUGUUUGUUACCCAAACAGAGACUCCACACCUUUCAAGGAUCUUUACCAUAUUCCCGAAGCCGACACCGUCAUCAGAGGUACCUUGAGAUAUCAGGGCUUCCCUGAAUUUGUCAAGGUUCUAGUGGACGUAGGAAUGCUCAAAGAUGAAGAAAACGCCAUUUUCUCCAAGCCUAUCGCAUGGAAUGAGGCUCUCAAACAAUACUUGGGCAGCAAGUCAGCUUCCAAGGCUGACUUGAUUGCCGCUAUUGAUUCUAAAACGAAAUGGGUUUCCGAGGAAGACCGUGAAAGAAUUUUGUCCGGGUUUGGCUGGCUAGGUCUGUUUUCCAGCCAGGAAAUCAGCCCAAAGAGCAACGCUCUUGACACGCUUUGUGCUACCUUGGAAAAAUUGAUGCAAUUCGAAGAAGGAGAGAGAGACCUCAUUAUCUUGCAACACAAGUUUGGUAUUGAAUGGGCAGACGGUUCUGACGAAGUGAGAACCUCAACUCUUGUACAAUAUGGUGAACCUAAAGGCUACAGUGCCAUGGCGGCCACCGUUGGUUUGCCUUGUGCCAUCGCUACCAAGAUGGUUCUAAAUGGCACAAUUAAGGGACCUGGCCUCGUUGCACCAUACUCUCCUGAGAUCAAUGACCCAAUAAUGAAGGAAUUGAAGGAGAAGUAUGGUAUCUUCUUGAAAGAGAAGUCGAUCGCUUAA